GGAAAACAGAAUUGACGAGAGAGGGAGAGAGGGAGAGAGAGACAGACAGACAGACAGAGCGACGCAGAGCGGAGACUCGCAUCUCAACCCAUAUCUCUCUUUCUCCCCUCUUUUCCCAUCGCUGCUCGGCCGGACUUUAACCCUCGGCCUCCCCUUCGCCAGUUCCGGCUAUUCCAAUUACGGCCUUAUACGCCGUCCAAAUCCGAUUUUAGGUUCAGUGCUGGAAUUUAGGGGAAUGAGAAGAUGACCAUGGCUGAGCGGAAGACGAUUGACUUAGAACAAGGAUGGGAUUUUAUGCAGAAAGGGAUUACAAAACUGAAGAACAUUCUAGAAGGACUGCCAGAGCCUCAGUUCAGCUCCGAGGACUAUAUGAUGCUCUAUACAACCAUCUAUAAUAUGUGCACACAAAAGCCUCCUCAUGAUUACUCUCAGCAGCUGUAUGAUAAGUACCGGGAAUCUUUUGAAGAGUACAUUACUUCAACGGUAUUGCCUUCUCUGAGGGAGAAGCACGAUGAGUUCAUGUUGAGAGAGCUUGUGAAGAGAUGGUCAAACCACAAAGUCAUGGUCAGGUGGCUUUCUCGAUUUUUCCAUUAUCUUGACCGGUACUUCAUUGCUCGGCGGUCACUUCCAGCACUUAAUGAAGUUGGACUCACUUGCUUCCGUGAGUUUGUCUACCUCGAGUUAAAUGGUAAAGUAAGGGAUGCUGUGAUAUCUCUGAUUGAUCAAGAACGUGAAGGAGAACAGAUUGACCGAGCUUUAUUAAAAAAUGUGUCGGACAUAUUUGUUGAGAUUGGAAUGGGGCAUAUGGAUUAUUAUGAGAAUGACUUUGAAGCAGCCAUGCUUAAAGAUACCGCUGCUUAUUAUUCUAUAAAGGCUUCAAGCUGGAUCCUGGAAGAUUCCUGUCCAGAUUACAUGUUGAAGGCUGAGGAGUGUUUGAAACGAGAGAAGGAUAGGGUGUCACAUUAUCUACAUUCUAGUAGUGAGCCAAAGCUGCUUGAGAAAGUUCAACAUGAACUGUUAUCUGUGUAUGCAACCCAACUGCUUGAGAAGGAGCACUCAGGAUGCCAUGCAUUGCUUAGGGAUGACAAGGUGGAGGAUUUAUCAAGGAUGUAUAGGCUCUUUUCUAAAAUACCCCGAGGAUUAGACCCUGUUUCUAGCAUAUUUAAACAGCAUGUUACUGCUGAAGGGACAGCCUUGGUUAAACAAGCAGAAGAUGCAGCCAGCAAUAAGAAGGCAGAAAAGAAAGAUACGGUCAGUCUGCAGGAACAGGUUUUUGUUAGAAAAGUGAUUGAGCUACAUGACAAGUACCUGGCAUACGUGAAUAACUGCUUCAUGAACCAUACCCUUUUCCACAAGGCGCUCAAGGAAGCUUUUGAAAUCUUCUGCAACAAGGGUGUUUCUGGAAGCUCCAGUGCAGAACUAUUAGCCACAUUUUGUGAUAACAUUCUAAAGAAAGGCGGGAGUGAGAAAUUGAGUGAUGAAGCCAUUGAGGAAACACUCGAGAAGGUAGUCAAGCUGCUUGCUUAUAUUAGCGAUAAGGAUCUGUUUGCUGAAUUCUACAGAAAAAAGCUUGCUCGGCGCUUACUUUUUGACAAGAGUGCUAAUGAUGAACAUGAAAGAAGUAUUUUGACAAAGCUGAAGCAGCAGUGUGGUGGGCAGUUCACAUCAAAGAUGGAGGGCAUGGUCACAGAUUUGACUUUAGCUAGGGAAAAUCAAGCAAUCUUUGAGGUUUAUCUCAAUGGCAAUCCCGACGCAAAUCCUGGGAUUGACCUGACUGUUACUGUCUUGACCACUGGCUUUUGGCCAAGUUACAAAUCUUUUGACCUCAACCUUCCAGCAGAGAUGGUUGUGUGUGUUGAAGUUUUCAAAGAAUUCUAUCAAACAAAAACUAAGCACAGAAAACUUACAUGGAUAUACUCACUUGGCACGUGUAACAUCACUGGAAAAUUUGAACCCAAAACUAUGGAGCUCAUUGUGACAACUUAUCAGGCUUCUGCUCUACUGCUUUUUAAUGCUGCAGACAGAUUGAGUUAUCAGGAAAUCAUGACUCAGUUGAACUUGACAGAUGAUGAUGUUGUCAGACUGCUGCAUUCUCUUUCAUGUGCCAAGUAUAAGAUCCUUAAUAAAGAGCCAAACACAAAAACAAUCUCUCCAACUGAUUACUUUGAGUUCAACUCUAAGUUCACUGACAAGAUGAAAAGAAUUAAGAUUCCUCUCCCUCCUGUUGAUGAGAAGAAAAAGGUGAUUGAAGAUGUCGAUAAGGAUAGAAGAUAUGCCAUUGAUGCUUCAAUUGUGCGUAUCAUGAAGAGUCGAAAAGUUCUGGGCCACCAGCAGUUGGUUAUGGAGUGUGUUGAGCAGUUAGGCCGCAUGUUCAAGCCCGACUUCAAAGCAAUCAAGAAGAGGAUUGAAGAUCUGAUCACCCGUGACUAUCUGGAAAGGGACAAGGACAACCCGAACCUGUUCAGGUACUUGGCAUGAUGAAGCCCAGUUAAUAAUCAGCUUGGCUUGCACUGAUGCUGCAAGGGCCACCAAAGUUUUAGGGGAUCAGGUCGUGUUGGUAAAUUCAAGCGCAAACUGGUUCAAAUCUUGCUACUGCUUGAGCACCCCUUUUGAGAUUGCUUUGGGCCAGUCUUGAGAAAAAUCUUGUACAUAAUUGCCCUUAAGAGGGGUGGGGACUGUAUAAAUUGCCUGUCCGGUGGGGGAAAAAGUGGUAGUUGAAAGUUGUGGUUGAGUCCACCAGUGAGAUGGUCAAGCUUCUCACCAUCUGAUUGCUGCAAUCCUCUAUCACCACUCUAUUGAUGCUUGCUCUUUCUUUGUUUCAGAAUUACCUGCCAUGUAAUGUAAGGAAAUAUAACCAUUGAUUCUGCUUAAGUUUUCCACCAUGGUGAUCAAGUUUCUCGCCGUGUUAUUUUAUUGAAUCCCUUUUAAUCUC
This is a messenger RNA of Diospyros lotus (date-plum), 2932 nucleotides long. RefSeq names its product cullin-1-like. The coding region runs from base 244 to 2478 and encodes 744 amino acids. Gene Ontology annotation, molecular function: ubiquitin protein ligase binding. The transcript has 20 exons. Gene Ontology annotation, biological process: protein ubiquitination; ubiquitin-dependent protein catabolic process. NCBI's taxonomy places the organism in Eukaryota, Viridiplantae, Streptophyta, Magnoliopsida, Ericales, Ebenaceae. Gene Ontology annotation, cellular component: cullin-RING ubiquitin ligase complex. The record is from RefSeq and is a predicted model, not a curated record.